AUGCGUAAUCAGAGAAUACACACAGGAGAAAAACCUUAUUGCUGUGGUCAAUGUGGGAAGAGUUUUGUUUGCUCAUCAGGCAUUAAAAUUCAUCAGAGAAUACACACAGGAGAGAAACCUUAUUGUUGUGGUCAAUGUGGGAAGAGUUUUGUUCGAUCUGGCCAUCUGACCGUGCACCAGAGAAUACACACAGGAGAGAAACCGUAUAGUUGUGAUCAAUGUGGGAAGAGUUUUUGUCAAUCUAGUGAUUUGACAGUGCACCAGAGAACACACACAGGAGAUAAACCUUAUAGCUGUUGUCAAUGUGGGAAGAGUUUUACUAAAUCUGUCUCUCUGACAGUGCACCAGAGAAUACACACAGGAGAGAAAUCUUUUAGCUGUGAUCAAUGUGGGAAGAGUUUUGUUCGGUCUGGCCAUCUGACAUUACACCAGAGAACACACACAGGAGAGACUCCUUAUAGCUGUGAUCAAUGUGGGAAGAGUUUUAUUACAUCUGGCAUUCUGUCACGACACCAGAGAAUACACACAGGAGAGACUCUUUAUAGCUGUGAUCAAUGUGGGAAGAGUUUUACAGGAUCUAGCGAUCUGACAAUACACCAGAGAACACACACAGGAGAGAAAUCUUAUAUCUGUGAUCAUUGUGGGAAGAGUUUUGGUCAAUCUGGGAUGCUGACUGUUCACAGGAGCACACACACACAGGAGAGAAAUCUCUAA
Messenger RNA from Oncorhynchus tshawytscha (Chinook salmon), 714 nucleotides. Its product is annotated as zinc finger protein 2 homolog. Gene Ontology annotation, biological process: regulation of transcription by RNA polymerase II; central nervous system development. The coding region runs from base 1 to 714 and encodes 237 amino acids. Gene Ontology annotation, cellular component: nucleus. The record is from RefSeq and is a predicted model, not a curated record. NCBI's taxonomy places the organism in Eukaryota, Metazoa, Chordata, Actinopteri, Salmoniformes, Salmonidae. The transcript has 3 exons. Gene Ontology annotation, molecular function: RNA polymerase II cis-regulatory region sequence-specific DNA binding; DNA-binding transcription factor activity, RNA polymerase II-specific.